CUUGUUCAUCAGUUACAUUUGGAGAGAACUGUGUUGAGGAAUGUCAUUGUAAGACGCCCGGAUGUAACGAAGUGACCGGAAUAUGUCAAACACCAGGGUGCCAGGCUGGUUACCAUGGGACCAGUUGCAGUCAAGGUUGUUCGAGAACAACAUUUGGAGAAAACUGCUCAUUCACGUGUCACUGUGAUACUCCUGGAUGUGACUCAUAUACAGGACAAUGUAUCGUUUCCGGAUGUGUGGCCGGUUGGAAGGGAGAGUCCUGUAGCACAACUUGUUCUUCAGUUACAUUUGGAGAGAACUGCGCCGAGGAAUGUCAUUGUAAGACGCCCGGAUGUAACGGAGUGACCGGACACUGUAACACGCCAGGAUGCCAGGCUGGUUACCAUGGGAGUAGUUGUAGUCAAGGUUGUUCGAUCACAACAUUUGGAGAAAACUGCUCUUUCACGUGUCACUGUGAUACUCCUGACUGUAACUCAGUAACAGGUCACUGUAAACCGCCCAGGUGUGCAGUCGGCUGGAAAGGGGAUUCCUGUAAUAUAAGUUGUUCCGAGGGAAUGUUCGGCAAGGGAUGUAACAAUCGAUGUAACUGCGCUGUACCCGGAUGUAACAAAGCAGAUGGCACUUGUACAAACACAGUUGCAGGAUGUCUGGAUGGCUGGAAUGGUUCUUCCUGUAGCCAAGAAUGUGUUGCCCCGUAUUUUGGAAAUAAGUGCGCAUCACAAUGUAGAUGUAAAACAGUUGGUUGUAACAAUGUCGAUGGAGUAUGCACAGAACCCGGAUGUCAACCUGGGUGGAUGGGGACUUCAUGCUCAAUUCAAUGCCCCGAAAAUAUGUUUGGUGAAGACUGUCUCCUCACGUGUCAUUGUAAGACACCCGGAUGUAACCGCUUCAAUGGGACCUGUCUUUCAUCUGAUGGAUGCAGCGACGAAUACAUUGGUAACUCGUGCAGUACAGAAUGCGACGACGGUUUCUUUGGGCCAUCCUGUGUUCCCUGUUCUACUGGUUGUUCCGAUCCUGCCUGCAACAAAAUCACUGGGAAAUGCAGUUGUAAAGAUGGUUAUCAUGGAAAUGACUGCAGUCAGUUGUGUUCAUCCAAGUGUAAAGAAAGCACGUGUGUUAAGGAAAAUGGGUUCUGUACAGGCUGUGAUCAAGGAUUCCAUGGCAAUGACUGUCUUGAUCGGUGUCCGGUCAACUGUAACUCAAGCAUGUGUUUCCAGGAUAGUGGAUUUUGUACAGGUUGCGAACCUGGAUAUUAUGGUGCUAUAUGUGACAAGGCCUGUAAAUCUAGCAGCUGUAAAGACAACAUAUGCAACAAGACUGGUGGUGACUGUGUUGAGUGUGCCCCUGGACUGUAUGGUGCUGCCUGUGACCAAAUUUGUCCGGAUAACUGUAAUGAAGAGUGUGAUAGAAUUACCGGAGUAUGCAACGAUUGUAAAGCUGGAUAUUACGAUGACUAUUGUGUUAAAAGGUGUCCGCAAAAAUGUAAGGUGGAUAUUUGUAGUCAGCAUUACGGGCACUGUAAAGAAUGCCAAGAUAGACACUACGGUGACCAUUGUGAUAAAAUUUGUCCAGACGACUGCGAGGACCACAUCUGUAUCCAGACCAAUGGGCAAUGUCCAGGCAACUGCGAUGCUCCAUGGGGGCUAUUCAUUACAUUAGGAGUGGUGAUGGUGUUCCUCUUGGUUUACAUGUGCAUAAGGGCCCGUAUCAAGAAAUGCUGCAAUCAGCAAGGCAAUAGAAACAACCGAAGAGAGAUGAGUUCAUACCUCCAUCAAGGGGAAAGGUACAAUGUAUCAUCGAGGUCGGGCAUCGAUCCGGGUUGCCAUAGCAAUAGGAACAGGGGCAGUAUCCAGGAAUGCUGCCAUCAGCAAGGCAAUAGAAACAACCAAAGAGAGAUGAGUUCAUACCCCUCUCAAGGGGAAAGGUACAAUGUAUCAUCGAGGUCGGGCAUCUAUCCGAGUUACCAUAGCAAUAGUAACAGGUAUUUUAAUCAGUAAAUACCUUCUCUCUUAACAGUACUGUGGAACACAAAGGAGGCAAAACCAGUUUUACCAAAGUUGUUUCUUGUUCAAAUACCGGGUCUUUUUUCUCAAAAUUCCUUAGAAGAUGCAUGACAUUACACUUUUUACUCAAUAUUAGAGGAUUGCUAAUUGUUUAAUCCAAUGAAAAAUAUGAAGAUAUUUCUCAUCAAUUACUGUAAGUAGUCAUUCAAAGGCCUAUAAAAAGAAACACCUGUGAUUUUGGUAAACCAUCCAAGAAACAGUAUAUUAAAAUUAGCUGCGUAUUAUGUACGUUUGUAUGCCGCUUACAAAUGAGUAAUGUUAAAGUCAGAGUCUUGUUUUGCUUAAUGUAUCAAACAUUUUUUUUUAAGUCCUCAAAGGCUUUAACACUUUUACUUGUAUGUUUGUUUCGAAUGUCAAUGGAAUCUUAGUCGAAAUGAUCACAACCUUAAUAUAAACUACUUCUUAAUAACCAAGAAGCUUGGGGUUGUUUACUGGUCAGAAGCAUGCUGGGUAGAAGAUCUAGAGCUAUCAGGUUAUUUAGCUCAUCCGGCCCGAAGGGCCAAUUAAACGUGUGCCGUGAUGCGGCAACCGUCUGUCCGUCCGUCCGUCCGUCCGUCUGUCCGUCGUCAAAAGACCUAGUGUGAUGAUAUUUGACCAGAAGCAAACUGGGAUGAAUGGCUACCAAGUGUCUUAAAAUAAAUACCCUUCACCCAUAUUUUAGGACACAGGGGUCAAAUAUGUUGAAAUCUUUAAAACUUCUUUUGAAUAACCAAAAGGUCCAGGGUGAUGAUAUUUGGCCUGUAACAUGCUGAGUUGAAGGGCUACAAAGUUUGUUCAAAAGAAUGACCCUUUUCCACAUUUAAGAUAACAGGGAUCAAAUAUGUUGAAAUCUUUAUCCGACUUCUCUGGAUAACCAAAAGGCAUAGGAUUAUGAUAUCUGGCCUGUAACAUGAUGGGUUGAAGGGCUACCAAGUUUGUUCAAAAGAAUGACCUUUUUUCAUAUUUAAGAUAACAUGGGUCAAAUAUGUUGAAAUCUUUAACCGACUUCUUCUAAAAAAUCCAAUUUGAUAGUUUGUUUGUGAUGGUUUGUGAUCUUUUUAAUAAACAAAUCGUAUAGGGUGGUGAUAUUUGGGAUGAAGGACUAUAA
Mizuhopecten yessoensis (Yesso scallop) is the source of this 3150-nucleotide messenger RNA. Its product is annotated as multiple epidermal growth factor-like domains protein 11. The record is from RefSeq and is a predicted model, not a curated record. The annotation marks the transcript as partial. Gene Ontology annotation, molecular function: scavenger receptor activity. NCBI's taxonomy places the organism in Eukaryota, Metazoa, Mollusca, Bivalvia, Pectinida, Pectinidae. The transcript is spliced from 17 exons.